Adineta steineri is the source of this 396-nucleotide messenger RNA. The record is from the annotation of a GenBank genome assembly. Lineage: Eukaryota; Metazoa; Rotifera; Eurotatoria; Adinetida; Adinetidae.
AUGGUAAAAUUAGAAGAUGGUAAAGAAAUAAAAUAUGUUGCUAAAUAUGUUGAUAAAGUUAUUAAUAGAAAACCAUAUAUUAAAAAAAAUUUGUUAGCUGUACUUGUAUCAAAUAAUACUGUUAAUAUAUUUCAGCUUGAUAAUCAAAGUUUGUUAAAAGUAUUUCGUAUUGAUGAAUUUCACAACAUAACAUUUGAAAGUGGGUGUGUAGAAAUGGAUUGUGAUACAAUUGAUGACGUUUUGGCAAUUCCUGUUCAAAAUAGUGUACGAUUCUUCAAUAUCAAGGAUUGGGAAGCAGAAAAUCGUUUUCAUAAUAAUGAGAUAAGUCAUCAUAUUAAUUUAAUAAGUUUUAAUAAAAGUCGAUUGGUGUUUAUUAUUGGUUAUCUUAAUGGUUAA